Hydatigera taeniaeformis is the source of this 504-nucleotide messenger RNA. The record is from the annotation of a GenBank genome assembly. Lineage: Eukaryota; Metazoa; Platyhelminthes; Cestoda; Cyclophyllidea; Taeniidae.
AUGGAGCGUCGCUACUACAAACGACUGCGGUUGCGACAUAGUCUGAUUUCCUUCUGCCACUUCUUUAUCUCUCUUUUCAUUGUCCUGGGCUGGCUCCAUACUAGCGUUUGCGAAGUCACCGUCCUUAUGAGUCGCCCACUGGGAGUCCAAUGCUCCUGUCGUUACCUCUCAGGCCGCUGGCGGCGUAGUCCUCUUAUUCCAACGUGUCGAAUUCGUACGGUCCACUUGGUGGAUCGCGUCACCAACGCUUCUGUCAACGCACACCUCUUUCUCGAACUGCGUUGUUCGUCCUCCUUGCCCUCUACCUCCACUGUCACUGAUGAGACAGCCACCGCAAUGCUAUGUCUGAAACCACUUUUCAGCGUUCCAACAAGUGCCUACGAUAGUGGGGAGGAGGAGGUGUCAUCACCCCCGCUCUGUUGUCUCCCUCUACAAUCUCUGAUUACCGUAUACCGGUUGAUGCAUGCAGUCUUAUUCUGCGAGACCGUCCCUUGCGCCUUUUAA